AUGGCGGCGGGUGUGAGUCGAAACGGUCACCCCCCCCCCGUCUCUAGUGAUGCUAUCGUCGAAUCUGAGCGUGUGAUUGUGCUCAACGACAACGAUUCUGCAGACAAGCUUCACAAACUGAAGAACGCCGGAGAAAAUGAAGAGAAAUUGCUAGAGCUAAACAUUACUGAGAAUGAAAUACAGAAAAUUGUUAAAGAACUUGAACAAGAAGAUCUUUUAUCUCUUUGCAAUGAAGAACUGAAUGUUAGUGUGGACAGAAAUGAACAGACAAUAUCCUUGUCAUCCGUGGAUCCAAGACUGACAGAUGGGCAUGCUAACUUAACACCUCCUCAGACACAAACCCGCUCUCCUGGACUGUCUUUGACAAGAACACAAAAUUCAUGGAUCAGCCAGUUCGGGAUUCCUUGGGACAAGAUACCUGCUUCACUCUCACAGGCACUGUUAAGCAGACAGAGGGCUAUCCCAGCAGACAGAAGAGCCAUGGUGAGAACUGUGGUAGCUGCCAUGCAGAAACAUUGUACAAAUCCCAACAGGGCUGCCUGUAUAGAGAGAGCGAAAAGGAAAAGGAUUGUGUCAACAUAUCCUUUGACGUUUGCAGACAAAACUAAGGAAGGUGAACAGUUGAGUGUGGUUUACUUUUCACUUGUUAAUCAACUUAAAAUAAGAGUUGAACACGUCAACCGCAACAAUGUAAGUGACCGAAUACGGAGACCAAAGACAAUGCCAAAAACUAGUGAUGUCUCUACCACCAAAACAGUACGGUGCACAAAUUGGCAGCCAAAAUGUCUCCCAGAAGGAGAGACAGUCGACUCUUUGAAGGAAAAACAAAAAAAUAUGGUAGCCAUAUUUCAGUCUGCUGGCCCCAGAGAGGCUUCCUGGAGAAAGAGGACUCCAUCUUCAUUUUAG
This is a messenger RNA of Clarias gariepinus (North African catfish), 906 nucleotides long. RefSeq lists its product as uncharacterized. NCBI's taxonomy places the organism in Eukaryota, Metazoa, Chordata, Actinopteri, Siluriformes, Clariidae. Bases 1 to 906 code for a protein of 301 amino acids. The record is from RefSeq and is a predicted model, not a curated record. The transcript has 3 exons.